CAAGUCUGGGUUCUCAGCAACGAGCACGCCUUUUUGCCAACUUGUCCGCGUGCGUUACAACGCCACACGAGUUUAGUUUGAGCAUCCAAGCCCUCUGGCUGCGGCGGCGUUGCUGUUACAGAAUGCAAAACAAACCGCAAAGAAGCGCCACACCACCAAAUCCCAGGGAGGCCAACCUCUCUGUGCGUCGCCCCACCCCACCCAGGGACCGCAACCCCAUGGCUUCACCUCCCUUGCCUCUUCCUCUAGUCGUCCUGCACCCCCCUCCCGCGCCUCUCUCUCUCUCUCACUCACGUCCAAAACCAACUGCUGGGGUCUGGUAAUCAGACCCACUCCACACGCCCUCUCAAUUCCCAAGUACAAACUUGCUGCGUUCGGGCAUCUGGAGCACCAGCACCGCUUUACUCUACACGCACGUGUGUGAACCACGUACGGACAAAAAAAAAAAUACUAAAUCAAGCAUGUGCGCGUGAACAUUUUUGGAAGGCAAAUUCUGUAAGAAGUUGGAAUCGAACGGAUUAAAUAAACCCGAAGAGACCGAAGACUCAUCUGGCACUUGCAGUGACAAUUCUCAAGUCAACUUGGUGUGCGGGCGGUGAGCAAGCGGAGCCAUGAGACGCACAGGCAGAGGGUACCUCCCCGUCGGAGCACGGUCCUUUGGAAGGGCACCCACCACCACCAGGGCACCCACCACCACCACCGUCGUCCUCGUCACCCUGCUCGUCUAUUUGCAAUUCCCUGCUCCCGGUCACACCUGGCGACAGACUCUACCCCGCCUGAAGCUCUCCUACCGAGAGCUGCUCCUGUCCAACAGCUCCGCGCUGUUCCUGGGCUCCCACGAGAGCGCCGACUUCCAGACGCUCCUCCUGGAUGAAGAGCGCGGACGGCUGCUCGUCGGCGCCAAGAACGCUGUCUUCUUGCUCAAUCUUGACGACCUCAACCACCAGCCGAGGAAGUUGGUGUGGAAUCCCAACAGGGACCAGAUGAAGAGAUGCUUGCUGGCAGGAAAAAGUGAACAAGCCGACUGUGCAAACUUCAUCCGGGUUCUGCACUCGUACAACCAGAGCCACGUGUAUGUCUGUGGGACCGGGGCUUUCCACCCGACUUGUGCCUUCCUGGAAAUGGGCUUCAGGGUAAAGGAGCCUGUAUUUAUGCUGAACUGGCACAGUGUUGAGUCUGGCCGAGGAAAAUGUCCCUAUGAUCCUGCACAAGCUACAACGUCCGUCAUGGCUGGCACGGAGUUGUAUGCAGCAACAGUGUCGGACUUCAUGGGUAAAGACUGGGGAAUAUUUGGAAACAAAAAUCAUCACAAUGAGAUACCGCUAAUCCGAACAGAACAGUCUGAUCCACACUGGCUUAAUGAACCCAAUUUUGUGGGUUCCUUUGUAAUCCCAGAAAGCCAGAACCCCGAUGACGACAAGGUUUACGUAUUCUUUUGGGAGUACGGCAUUGAGGCAGGAGCCUCAGACAAAGUCCUCUACUCUCGGGUGGCUCGUGUCUGCAAAAAUGACAUGGGUGGCCAAAGAAGCUUGGUUAACAAGUGGACAACGUUCCUGAAGGCACGCCUCGUGUGCUCCAUCCCAGGACCCAAUGACAUUGACACGCACUUCGACGAGCUCAGAGAUGUGUUUUUGCUUCCCAAUAAAGAUGACAGAAACCCAAUUAUCUACGCUGUGUUUACAACAUCAAGCUCGGUGUUCAGAGGCUCGGCCGUGUGCAUGUACAGCAUGUCCGACAUCCGUGCCGCGUUCCAUGGCCCCUUUGCACACAAGGAGGGCCCGGAUCACCAGUGGGUGGACUUCAAAAACCGGAUUCCAUACCCACGACCUGGCACAUGCCCAAGCAGGACGUACGACGCCGCCUACGCGUCCACACGGGAGCUGCCGGACGACGUGCUGGAGUUCGUGCGGAGGCACCAGCUGGUGUGGGAGGCCGUGGCGCCGCUCGGAGGGCGCCCGCUGCUCGUGCGUGCCGGCACGGGGGACACGCUGACCCGCAUCGCCGUGGACCGCGUGGAGGCCACCGACGGCCAGUACGACGUGCUCUUCCUGGGGACGGAUUCCGGCUUGGUGCUCAAAGCAAUAACCAUCAACAAGGAAAACCGGUUCACAGAGGAGGUGGUUCUGGAGGAAAUUCGAGUAUUUAAGGAACCAUCACCAAUCAUCAGCAUGAAAAUAUCUAUAAAAAGGCACCAGCUGUACGUGGGCUCUCGCACGGGGCUGGCUCAGCUCUCCCUGCAUCGCUGCGAGGUGUACGGGAAGGCGUGCGCCGAGUGCUGCCUGGCACGCGACCCCUACUGUGCUUGGGACGGUGCCACCUGCUCCCGCUACCUGCCCCUGCCCAAGAGCAACAGGCGGUCCAGACGACAGGAUGUCCGCCACGGGGAUCCGAACGAACAGUGCCGGGACCUCAAAGAUAGGUCAAACGUGGUCCACGCCGAAGAGAAGAUCAUAUUUGGAAUGGAACACAACUCCACCUUCCUGGAGUGCUCUCCAAAGUCGCACCAGGCCUCCGUGGUCUGGUUUAUACAACACAGCAAGGACGAGCAGCAGGAGGAGAUCAAGACGGACAGCCGCAUCGUGAAGCUGGAGCACGGACUGCUCAUCCGGCGCCUGCACCGCAAAGACGCGGGGCUGUACCUGUGCGUGGCGCGUGAGAACACCUUCGCGCAGACCGUGGCGCGGCUCAGCCUGCGCGUCAUCAACGCGGAGCGUGCCGACGGGGCGAUGGGACGGAUCAACAGCGACGACGACGCUGCCGACCUGCCGGCUUCCGUCACCGACCUCAGGCAGCACUACAAAGAGUUCGCCCAGCUGCGCCACGGCCUGCCGCCGCUGGAGGAAUACUGCGAGAGGCUCUGGCAGAGGGAGCAGCGGCCCCCGGGGAGGCCGCACCGCCCCACCCACAAGUGGAAGCACGCCCUGGAGCUGCGCAAAAGCCGCAACCGGCGCCACCCGGACGCCCCGCUCGCCUCCCUCCAGCCGGGCCUCGUGGCGCGGCCGCACACGCAGCGUCCAGCCAGCUAAAGCAGGGGGCGCGACAUUCACCGGCACGUAGGGAAUGGCACAGUGAUCCGGCAAGCUCAGCGCAGAUGCCCCCCACGAUCCUACCGUGCUGACCAGGGUUAGCACCUAAUCCAGCUUGCUUAUCGUGGCUGGACCUUAAAUCAUCACAAUUGCCAGGUGCAAACCCAGCAUGCUGAAUAGGGAGUUGCCCUGCCUACUACCGUAGGUAAUGGAAGUUUAAGAGUUAAGGGGGCACGGGGGUGUGUUUUAAAGGUGUGUUUUUUUUUUCUCUCUACGGUUAGAAAAACAUCCUGUAGAGAAGGGCCCAAGGGAAUUCCACGGUAGGAGCGGUGGGGGCACAUGGUCAGGUGUUCACAUCUUCCCUGAACAAUGGUACAAAGCUCACAAAUGCACACGGACCAAGCUUGCAUGAUAUUGAUAUGAUUUUAAUGUGUAUAUAUAAACAGUGUAAAUAUUAACAUUCCAGGUCCCACAGAAAACAUGACACUGUUCAAGCACAAUGAACUGUUGUUGAAUGCCAAUUAUUAUGUUGAUAGAAUAAAUUAUCACCACCAGGGCUAGCUAUGGAUUCGUGGAGCUAUUUUAUAUUUGUUAUGUUUAGUUUUAUAAAUAUAUUUAAUGUGUAUAGCAAUUUUAAACAAGCAACCGUCAUAUGUAACCGUAGCUCUGAUUGAAGCCUGCUGCCAAAGAGUUUCUAUUCCCAAAAACAUCAACAUGAGUUGCCUUCAUGUGUAAAAUUUCUACACAACACUGAAUAUUGCCAUUGAUUUUAACGUUAGUAACGUACAGCGUGUUAAUAUUCUGUUUACUCGCAACGCCAGUGUUUCACCAUACAUUCUGGAUUUUGAGCGGACGCAGACAAUCAUUUUCAGAAUACAAUGUCACCAAUUAUUGAGAGAUGUGACCAGGUGGUCUAUGUGGCCACCUCCUAUACCAGUGGAAAAUGAAAAGAUGAUCCAGGUUUGCGAUUUGCAAACGCCAAAGCCGAACCUUGAACCACAUUGUCCGUGGCACUGCCCACUUCGACCAGUCACAUCAACAUCACAGACAUCCACAACCCACAUCACUCUUGCAGGCACGACAUGGCUCAACUGCCUAGACAUUAACAUAAAACCAAUUACUGGUCACCACUCCGCCAUACACAGGAGGACGACGACCUGGAUUAAAGGAAAACAACAAGUAGUAUGUAGAUUUACUUUUCUACAUAAAAGAAAAAUACAAUUCUACUACUUGGAGAAAAUAUAAAUUUUGAAAACUCGUUUCAAUCAUUGUUGAGCAGGUUUAUUAAAAUGGAGGUGCCUCAUUAUAUACAUGAUACACUGUAUUGUGUCAACCUAACUUUUAGACUUGAAAUGUUAAGACUGCAUACUAACGUAUCGGUUUAAUCUGUGUAUCUGUAGUUAGCCGAUUACUGAAAUCAAAGGUGUUAAUAUUUUUUUCCCAUGUUAUAAUAAAAUGCAGAAAAGCAUUUGACUUCAGUACUUCAAAAAGAUGCAGCAUACAAUGUAAUAUUUCAGCGGCUUUCCAUGUUAUACCCGGAGCAAAACGUUCAGAUCAAAAAUUGUCACGGCAAGUUCUACCAGAUUUCAAUUUUUUUUAAUAAUAUUAAAGAGCUCAACGCUGUUUAAAUUAGACUAUUGUAUAAUCAUUUAUGUUACAAAUUCGCCUUGAAAAACCCUUGUUCACAAGGGUUGCAUCUCAUUGAAUGCAGCAUGCCUGCAAUGUUUGAUCUUUAUAUUGUUCAGUGUCAUUGAAGUUUGUAACGUGUAAAUUGCAUAUCUUUUAAGGGCCUGAAUGAUGUGCUCUGCUUCUUUUUUUUACUAUACAACUAAAUAUAGAACUUUUAUGCAUAAAGUAAGUUAUACUAAAAUGUGGGCAUGUCAUUCGUAGAUGAGGCAAACGAAGUACUGAUGAGUUUCAUUGCAUUAAUAAAUUAUUUUUUACAAACAUA
Petromyzon marinus (sea lamprey) is the source of this 4977-nucleotide messenger RNA. RefSeq names its product semaphorin-3D-like. Gene Ontology annotation, cellular component: plasma membrane. Gene Ontology annotation, molecular function: semaphorin receptor binding; chemorepellent activity. Lineage: Eukaryota; Metazoa; Chordata; Hyperoartia; Petromyzontiformes; Petromyzontidae. The record is from RefSeq and is a predicted model, not a curated record. Gene Ontology annotation, biological process: neural crest cell migration; negative chemotaxis; positive regulation of cell migration.